Molecule: messenger RNA, 5648 nt
Organism: Hirundo rustica (Barn swallow)
Lineage: Eukaryota; Metazoa; Chordata; Aves; Passeriformes; Hirundinidae
Gene: ULK2
Product: unc-51 like autophagy activating kinase 2
Exons: 28
Coding region: 596-3823 (1075 amino acids)
Biological process (GO): positive regulation of autophagy; axon extension; peptidyl-serine phosphorylation
Cellular component (GO): cytoplasm; autophagosome
Molecular function (GO): protein serine/threonine kinase activity; ATP binding
Source: RefSeq, a predicted model, not a curated record
GUCGGAGCCGGCCGGGUGCGGGUCUCAGUGGCGGAACUGGUGAAGCGGCAGGAGCCCCGGGAGGAGCUGGCGGCCUGAGAGACCCCCGUCCGCACUCUCACUGCUUCCUCCUCUCUCGCGAGGGCUGCGGCGGCGACAGCGACAGCCACCCCCGGAGCCGUGGGCCGCGCCUCCUCCCGCGUCGCUGGAUGCUCUGGGGUUCGGUCCCUGAGCGGGGCCGCGGCGCCGGCAGCCCCCGCUGUGGCGGGGCCAUGGGGCCGGGCAGCGGCAGGGCACGGAGCCCCCUUCCCCGCUGAGAAGGCCCCUCGUCCCGGCGCCGAUGCCGCGCUGUCCCUUCACACCCGGCCCCUGAGAUUGCCCUCUUUCCCCUCCCCAUGCCCGACGGAGCCCCUCGCCUCGGUGACGCCCUGCAGCAGCCCCGCCGGCCCGGGGGUCUGCGGCGGUAUGAGAGGAGCUGCCCCCGCCGCCGGGGGCAGCCAGGACCGGGGCAGGAUCCCACCCCGCCGCCGGCUGCCGUGAGGCGGCUGUAGCUAGAGGAAGAGCCCCUUUGUUUUCCCUUCGUCCUUCCCGGGGGCUUCAUGCCCCCCGCUGAGGGAUGAUGGAGGUGGUGGGGGACUUUGAGUACAGCAAGAAGGACCUGAUAGGACACGGAGCCUUUGCUGUGGUCUUCAAAGGUCGCCACCGCAAGAAAACUGAUUGGGAAGUAGCCAUAAAGAGUAUUAACAAAAAGAACUUGUCGAAGUCACAAAUCCUGCUUGGAAAAGAAAUAAAAAUCUUAAAGGAACUUCAGCACGAGAACAUUGUAGCUCUUUAUGAUGUCCAGGAAAUGCCCAAUUCUGUCUUUUUGGUCAUGGAGUACUGCAAUGGUGGGGACUUGGCAGAUUACUUACAAGCUAAGGGGACUCUCAGUGAGGACACCAUCCGCGUGUUCCUGCAGCAGAUUGCAGCAGCCAUGCGCAUCCUGCACAGCAAAGGCAUCAUCCACAGGGACCUCAAACCCCAGAACAUUCUGCUGUCCUACGCCAGCCGGCGCAAAUCCAGUGUCAGCGGCAUACGCAUCAAAAUAGCUGACUUUGGGUUUGCUCGUUAUCUGCACAGCAACAUGAUGGCUGCAACUCUGUGUGGUUCCCCUAUGUACAUGGCCCCUGAAGUGAUUAUGUCUCAACACUAUGAUGCUAAAGCAGACCUGUGGAGUAUAGGGACUGUGAUUUAUCAGUGUCUUGUUGGAAAACCACCUUUUCAGGCCAAUAGUCCUCAAGAUUUGAGAAUGUUUUAUGAAAAGAACAGGAAUUUGAUUCCUAGCAUUCCUAGGGAAACAUCAGCUUACCUGGCUGACCUGCUGUUGGGUUUGCUUCAGAGGAACCAGAAGGAUAGAAUGGACUUUGAAGCAUUUUUCAACCACCCGUUCCUGGAUCACGUUUCAACAGUGAAAAAAUCUUGUCCUGUACCCGUGCCCACAUACCCAGGCUCAGUCUCUGGCAGUUCCUGUGGUAGCUCUCCUUGUCGCUUUGCUUCUCCUCCAUCUUUGCCAGACAUGCAGCACAUUCAAGAAGAAAAUUUGUCUUCCCCUCCACUGGGUCCUCCUAACUAUCUUCAAGUCUCUAAAGACUCUGCCAGUACCAGUAGCAAGAACUCCUCUUGUGACACAGAUGACUUUGUUCUUGUCCCACACAAUAUCUCUUCAGACCAUUCAUAUGAUAUGCCUUUGGGAGCAGCUGGCAGGCGGGCUUCCAGCGAGUUCUUGAUGUGUGGAGGACAGUCACCAUUAACUAUUUCUGGAAGCUCAGGAACUGUACAGAAACCAUCCUCAGCCUCUUCUCGAAGUGCUGCUUCUGGUACAGCUAACAGGCACUGUCAGCCUUCCGUGUCCCCCCGCAGCGAGACGGCGCCGAUCCCGGUUCCCACCCAGCUGCGGAAUUACCAGCGCAUAGAACAGAACCUCUCCUCCACUGCCAGCCCCGUGUCAAACCCCCACGGAUCACCCAGAGCCGGGGUUGUGAGGCGCUCCAACACCAGCCCCAUGGGGUUCAUGAAGAUGGGCGCGUGCUCUCCAGUGCCAGCUGAUGCUGCCCAGGGCGUUGGGCGCAGGUUGUCCACAGGAUCUUCCAGACCCUAUUCUCCUUCACCGCUAGUUGGAACCAUACCUGAGCAGCUUGGGCACUGUUGUUGUGGACAACUCCAAGGACAUGAAUCAAGGAGUAGAAACUUCUCAGGUUCUCCUAUACCACCAUCUCAGUCCCCACAGUCCCUUUUGAUGGGAGCGAGGUUGCAGAGCGCUCCUACUCUCACAGAUAUCUACCAAAACAAGCAGAAGCUCAGAAAGCAGCAUUCAGACCCAGUUUGCCCAUCCUAUGCUGGGUAUGGAUACAGUCAUUCUCCACAGCCAAGCAGGCCAGGUAGCCUGGGAACAUCCCCUACCAAGCACAUGGGAUCCUCACCCAGGAGCUCAGACUGGCUGUUCAAAACCCCACUGCCAACAAUCAUCGGCUCCCCCACUAAGGCAACAGCUCCUUUCAAAAUACCUAAAACUCAAGCGUCCUCCAACUUGCUGGCCCUGGCCAAUCGCCAGGGGUUGGCUGAAACUCCGCUGCAGCCUAAAGAUAUCACUGACCCAAGGGACUUCACACACUUCCACUCCAGCCAGGCAGCUGACAAACAGGCAGAACAGCACAGCAAAACCACCUUUGGCAGGUCUGUUAGUACUGGGAAGCUGUCAGAUCAACAGGUAAAGACCAACCUUGGAGGCCAGUUAUACCAAGGCAGUACAGACAGUCUGAACACAGAGAGGCCAAUGGAUACAGCUCCAGCAGGAGCCUAUGGAAUUGCAAUGGUAACUCCAUCCAUGGGAAGUGCUGCAAGUUCUCGAGCUGUCAUGUUCACUGUGGGGUCCCCUCCAAGCAGUGCCACCCCUCCCACCUGCACCCACAUGGUCCUCAGAACCAGAACCACCUCAGUGGGAUCAAACAGUUCUGGAGGGUCUCUGUGCUCCACCAGUGGCCGUGUUUAUAUGGGCUCUCCUCCUGGUAUCUACAUGGGCUCCUCUCCUCCUGGGGCCGAGGCGGCUCCGAGUCUGAAGUACAUCCCUUAUGGUACUUCCCCUCCCAGCCUAGAGGGCUUUAUCACUUUUGAAGCUCCUGAAUUGCCUGAGGAAACUUUAAUGGAGAGAGAGCACACAGACACUCUGCGUCACCUAAACAUGAUGCUGACAUUUACAGAGUGUGUUCUGGAUCUGACAGCAGUGAGAGGAGGAAACCCAGACCUGUGCACUUCUGCUGUGUCACUGUACCAGAUCCAGGAGAGCAUCGUCGUGGAUCAGAUCAGCCAGCUCAGCAAAGAAUGGGGACAAGUGGAGCAGCUGGUGUUGUAUAUGAAAGCUGCCCAGUUACUGGCAUCUUCUCUGCAUCUUGCCAAAGCACAGGUCAAAUCUGGGAAACUCAACCCAUCCACUGCUGUUAAGCAAGUUGUUAAAAACCUCAAUGAGAGAUACAAAUUCUGUAUCGGAAUGUGCAAAAAACUGACAGAAAAGUUGAAUCGUUUCUUUUCGGACAAGCAGAGGUUCAUUGAUGAAAUCAACAGUGUAACUGCAGAGAAACUCAUCUACAGCUGUGCUGUGGAAAUGGUGCAGUCGGCAGCUCUGGAUGAGAUGUUCCAGCAAACUGAAGAUAUCACAUAUCGAUACCACAAGGCAGCCCUGCUGCUGGAGGGCCUGACUAAAAUACUGCAGGACCCUGCAGAUAUAGAGAACGUCCACAAGUAUAAAUCCAGCAUCGAGCGAAGGCUCUCUGCACUCUGCUACAGCACAGUGGCUGUGUAUGAGCAGUAGGAAUAUCCUGAGGACCAGAUGGUGUGAACAUAAGGGACCACAUCAGUGAUACUGCACUUUUUUCACUACAGCUUCAUUGUUGUCCUUGUUCUGCCCCGUGUGGAAGAUGAUUCUUAUAUUUCUGUGGUGACUACCAAAGAAACAGCAGCAUAUUCAAAGAGGAGAAAUUCCAAAAGUACACUUGCCUUACCGAUCCAGCAGCUCCUUUUCCUUCCUAGCAACAGGAUUUAAAAGAAUCUCUCUUCACAUUUCAAACUGAUCCUUGUACGUGUGCUUUGAACUUGAAUGAUCAGGGUUUGCUGUUUUUUUUUUCCUCGUGAGGUUUUUAGAGAGCGGAUCCUUCUGCAUCAGGUACAAAAAAAAGACAUUUCCCUCAGAAGAUUCCCUCAAGAGUUUUUAAGCUCUUCAGUAAAAUGUGGCUGAGUGAAUUUGGGAAACCCUAACCAUGUGCAAGUGCUGCUUGAAGCUUUUUGGGGCUCAGCUGCCUUGUCUGGGAGCUCACCUGUUGUACACGUGGCUCAGGUUGUUCAUAUGAAGGGAUGGCAAACACACUCUUACCCCAGGGGAAAAGUGGGGAUGGAAGAAAUUCUCUCCAUCUGUGCAAAAUCCCCAAGGGGGUUUUCAGCUGAUGUGGAUACAAUUUGAUGAUCUUCUUCCAAAAUAUUUUGUUUUGCACUAAUUUACUAAAGCAACUGUAUAUUCAUUUUUGAAGAACUGUAUUUAAAAAAAAAAUCUAGAGAAAGAAGGCACAAUGGACUUGGCUGCAUUUCAUUUCAGUGUACAUAAAAUUCUUUUCAGAAUUUCAAAUGUAGCUUCUAGAAGACUUUCAAACAAACUGUGUAAAAACUUGUAUUCAUGUGAACCUUUCCAUUUUAUACCUAUUUGUCUAAUACUUGAGUAACUACUGCUCUGGACUUUCUGAAUAAUAGCAAUGUUGAGUUGCUGGUUGUUUGCUUUUUCUAUAGAUUUGGUUGCAUCUUUUGUUGUGCAUGCAGUAUGUGCAUUAAUGCCUGCAGUCUUUAGGGGUGUAAUGACAGUUCUCUGUAGUUUGUUUCUUGGGCAGUAUUACAAUAAAUACUGUAAACUGAAAGGUUCUGCAAGGAACCAUGCAAAAAAAAAAAAAAAAAAAAAAAAAAUUAAAAAAAUAUUUAAAAAAAAAAAAAACAGAAAAUAAUGUGGUUUGAGAUGCUGAUAAAAUGAUGUAGAAUCUCUACAUAUAGAGUGUGUGAAAAAUCAGGAUUAUUCUGUGUGCAUUUUGGGGGAGAGGUGGGAAGCUUCAUUUAGCCUUAUAGGCAUUGUCAUUUCAAGCAUCCCAUGAGAUCAUCAGGACAGUGAUUUGCAAAAUAUUUAGGCAGAUCAGCUUCUCUGGAAAUGGUUCCUAAAUUUUAUUUUUGGGACUUUUUUUGUUACUCAACUGCUUGAAUACUUGAAUAAACCAUUCUCCAGGACAAAAUCAUUUUAAUCCUCUUAAACACAGUGGUCUGAACUAUUUGACAAAGUUGUACAGGGCUUACACAUCAAAAUAUUGUUUCAGUGUCGGGAUAACCAUGUGUUUCCUUUACUUUGACAGAGUAAUGUACUUUUUACCUUAUUUAUCUGUAUGAAAUUCCAACAGUUAAUUUGAAAGUGUUUGUUUAUAUAAUGUUUGUAUUUUUAGGUCUUUAAUACGGUGUUUCUACCUCUCCUUUGUAAUUGCAUGCAUUAUUCUUGGAACUAGGUAAUAACUCACUGAACUGUUGCGUAAUAGCCUUUUUAUUAUGGCCUGUAUAAAUGUAUAUUAAGGUAAAAAAUAAAUACUGACACUAGAAGUGUUUCUAUGGUACAA